GGAGCAGGGCCGGCGGCCCCGGGUGUGCAGACCCAGCGCCGGGCAACGCCCCCGGCUGAAGCGGUGACUCGCACCCGGGCCUUCCCUCCCACCUCCUCCCUGUCCGGCUCCGUCAGUUCUCCGCGAGCCCCGGACUCCGCUGCCCGGGAAGUGAAGUGAUGAAGCACCUUUGAUUUGGAGACAGAAGCCGGAAACUCCUCUGUACCUUGCUGAGUGCCGGACCCCAGCGGCGCGGCCCCGUCCUCAGCAGACGGAGAUGAGAAAAAUACCGAAUAAUGGGAACCUGAGGGUGCCGAGGGUGGCGUACCCGCUGGGGCUGCUCGCGUGCCUGUUCAUCUACAUCGCCUACAUCAAGUGGCACUGGGCCUCGGCCACCCAGGCCUUCCUCAGCAUCACCGAGGCAGCGGCGGGGGCACGGCGGGGCCAGCAGGCCCACAGCCCCCCGGGGGCAGCCGCGCGCGCGCACGAGGUCUUCUACGGCAUCAUGUUCGACGCGGGCAGCACCGGCACCCGUGUGCACAUCUUCCAGUUCACGCGGCCGCACGGAGAAACUCCCACCUUGACCCGUGAAACCUUCAGAGCACUGACGCCAGGGCUUUCUGCUUACGCUGAUGACGUUGAAAAGAGCGCCCCGGGGAUCCAGGAGCUGCUGGGCGUGGCCAAGCGGGACAUCCCCUCCGGCCUCUGGCAGGCCACACCCCUGGUCCUCAGGGCCACAGCUGGGCUGCGUCUGCUGCCAGGAGAAAAGGCUCAGAAGCUGCUGCAGAAGGUUAAAGAAGUGUUCGAGGCAUCGCCGUUCCUCGUGGGCACCGACUGUGUUUCCAUCAUGAACGGCACGGACGAAGGCGUUUCGGCCUGGAUCACAGUCAACUUCCUCACAGGCGGUCUCAGAGCCCCCGGGAGGGGCAGCGUGGGCACGCUGGACCUGGGCGGAGGGUCCACUCAGAUCACCUUCCUCCCGAGAGUCGAGGGCACCCUCCAGACCUCCCCGCCCGGCUACCUGACGUCCCUGCAAAUGUUCAACAGGACCUACAAGCUCUAUUCCUACAGCUACCUGGGCCUCGGCCUGAUGUCGGCGCGGCUGGCGGUCCUGGGCGGCAAGGAGGGGAAGCCUGCUGAGGAUGGAGAGGAGUUGGUCAGCCCUUGUCUGUCUCCGGGUUUCAGAGGAGAGUGGUCACACGCCGAGAUAACCUACAGGGUCUCAGGACAGAAGGCAGCGGGGAACCUCUAUCAGCUGUGUGCCGCCCGAGUGUCCGAAAUCCUUCGAGACAAAGUGCACAGGACGGAGGAAGCGAAGGACGUGGACUUCUAUGCCUUUUCCUACUAUUACGAUCUCGCAGCAAACGUCGGCCUCAUAGACGCAGAGAAGGGGGGCAGCCUGGUCGUCGCAGAUUUUGAGAUUGCAGCCAAGUACGUGUGCCGGACGGCGGAGGCCCAGCCUCCCCACAACCCCUUCCUGUGCCUGGACCUCACCUACGUCAGCCUCCUGCUGCGGGAGUUCGGCUUCCCGAGGGACAAGGAGCUGAAGUUGACCCAGAAGAUUGAUAACGUUGAGACCAGCUGGGCCCUGGGGGCCACCUUCCAUUACAUCGACUCCCUGAGCAGAUGGAAGAGCCCAACUUCAUAGGGCCGAGCCGCCGGCCGUCCCCUCAGAAGCACUGAUGCUGCGAGAACCGACCCCGGAUCCCUGAUGAGCGGGGAAGAGGCCACGUGCAGGCUGCCACCCUCCUCCCCGCGGCCUCACAGGAGGCUCCUGGAUGGCAGGGGGCUGGAGUGCGGCCCAGGCCUUGGCUCCAGGUGGGCAGUGACCAGCUGGGGCCAGGAUGGUGCAGCCCGCCAUCCCUGUCGUCCCUAGAGCAGGGCUGGGGCGACCGUGACGUGUCCUGGACAGAUGUCUGGUUUCAUCCUGCUGCUCCCAUUGGGCCCUGGGCCAGCACGUCUCCUCCGAGGGUGCGGACAUGUGGCGUCACCCAGCAGUCACUUCCUCAAGUCCUUGGUGGCUCGGGGUGAGCGGACAGAGUGGCACUGAGACUGGGAAGAGGGGCCGGAGGAGGUGCCUGUUGGUGGCCCGUGUGCCCUGGCCUCUUGAGGCUGUCGAGACCUGUGAACUGCUGGCAGGUGUCCGAGGCUGUGCUGCGUGAAUGAUGUUGUCGUGUGGUGUGUGCUGGCGGAGAGCCGUGUUCUGAGCCCAGCGUGUGUCACUGCCCUGUGCGUGUGCAGCCCCGGAACCGCCCUCAGGUGGUCUUGGUCUGCAGCCGCUCCUGCCUCGGACGCACCAUACGUGGAGUAAACUGAGCCUCGUGUUCCGUCCACAAUAAAGGGUUUUCCAGGG
Messenger RNA from Vicugna pacos (alpaca), 2332 nucleotides. The record is from RefSeq and is a predicted model, not a curated record. Lineage: Eukaryota; Metazoa; Chordata; Mammalia; Artiodactyla; Camelidae.